Messenger RNA from Fonticula alba, 369 nucleotides. RefSeq lists its product as hypothetical. NCBI's taxonomy places the organism in Eukaryota, Rotosphaerida, Fonticulaceae. Bases 1 to 369 code for a protein of 122 amino acids. Gene Ontology annotation, cellular component: endosome. The record is from RefSeq and is a predicted model, not a curated record. The transcript is spliced from 5 exons. Gene Ontology annotation, biological process: late endosome to vacuole transport via multivesicular body sorting pathway.
AUGGCCCUCGGCCUGCUGCUGAUUUUGCUGUCUUGUGCCCUGUUCAACAAUUGGUGGCUCCUCUUCGUCAUGGCGUUCUACUUCCUGUCGCCCAUCCCGACGAUGUUCGCCAACAAGAUCGACGAGCACCGGCAGAAUGCCAGCUUCGGCCUCAGCGGCGGCGAUACGUCUGGUGUCCGCGACGCCGGCAACUUCAUGUCAGCCUUCCUGCUGGUCUCGGGCUUCAGCUUCCCGCUGGCUCUGCUACGUGGCGAUGUGGUCGAAGGUGCCGCUGCCGGCAUGGCCUGCGCCGGUGGCAUCGUCUGCUUCCUGUCGCUGGCGGUCUACGCCAAGCGCUACUCGAACAACGACAGCGCGGGUGCUUUCUGA